CUGGUCUCCUUUUCGUGGUUCAGCCUUCUCCUUGGAAACAAAAAUGAGUUCUUUGGAUCAUGAGCCUUCGAAGAGGUACUGUAUAAGGAAAAGGCAUGUGGCCAUUAUCUGUGCGGUGGUGGUUGCUGUAGGAGUAAUAGUGGGACUCUCAGUGGGACUGAGCAGAUCUUGUAAGACAUCUGAGGAUUCUGGCCAGACCCCCACCACCCCGACUCCCGGACAUUCAACUGUCCCUCCAUCUGAAGCCGCUCUCUGCCCUGCCAGUACCGAUGAAAGUGGCCAAUGGACGAGCUUCCGACUGCCCACAUACAUCAACCCUGUGCACUACGACCUGGAGGUGAAGCCUGUGAUGGAAGAGGAUACGUACACAGGCACAGUCACCAUCCAUAUCAAUGUGACAGAGCCCACAAAACACCUGUGGAUGCAUAUCCGAGAGACGUGGAUCACCGAGCCAGCUCCAGUGCUGAAGAAGUCCUCAGGGGAGCAGGUGCCGGUGAAGCGGUGCUUUGAGUACAAGCAGCUGGAGUAUGUGGUGAUCGAGGCUGAGGAAGAGCUGCCUCCGAAUGAUGGAGAGAGCACCUAUCUCCUGACCAUGAACUUCAAAGGCUGGCUCAAUGGCUCCCUUGUCGGAUUCUAUCGGACCACCUACACCGAGAAUGGAGUACUCAAGAGCAUAGCAGCUACAGAUCAUGAGCCAACAGAUGCACGGAAAUCAUUUCCUUGUUUUGAUGAGCCCAACAAAAAAGCCACUUACAGGAUAUCUAUCAUCCAUCCACAAGAAUAUAGUGCACUUUCGAAUAUGCCAGUAGAGAGAGAAGAGCUCGUGGAUGACAAAUGGAAGAGAACCAUUUUCAUGAAGUCUGUUCCAAUGAGCUCCUAUCUGGUGUGCUUUGCUGUACAUCAGUUUACAAGUGUGGAGAGAACUUCGGCUAGUGGAAUUCCUCUCAAAAUCUAUGUCCAGCCGCUUCAAAAGCAGACAGCUGACUAUGCUGCAAACAUCACCAAAAUUGCAUUUGACUAUUUUGAAGAAUAUUUUGCAAUGAAUUAUUCCCUUCCAAAAUUAGAUAAAAUAGCCAUUCCAGAUUUUGGCACUGGUGCCAUGGAAAAUUGGGGUCUUAUCACGUACAGAGAAACCAACUUACUUUAUGAUCCUCAGGAAUCAUCUUCUUCAAAUAAACAGAGAGUGGCUACUGUGGUUGCUCAUGAGCUUGUUCACCAGUGGUUUGGCAAUACUGUGACCAUGGAUUGGUGGGAUGACCUAUGGCUAAAUGAAGGAUUUGCCUCUUUCUUUGAGUUCCUGGGAGUAGCUUAUGCAGAAAAAGAUUGGCAAAUGAGUGACCAGAUAUUACUUGAAGAUGUUUUUCCGGUGCAAGAAGAGGAUUCCUUGAUGUCUUCUCACCCAAUUGUUGUAAAUGUGACAACUCCUGCUGAAAUAACAUCUGUAUUUGAUGGAAUAUCCUAUAGCAAGGGAGCUUCCAUUCUUAGAAUGCUUGAAGACUGGAUAACCUCAGAGAAUUUUAAACUUGGAUGUCAGAUAUAUUUGAAGAAAUAUAAAUUCAGAAAUGCAAAAACAGAUGAUUUUUGGGCGGCACUAGAAGAGGCAAGUAAUAAACCAGUGAAAGAAGUUAUGGACACGUGGACUAGACAGAUGGGUUACCCUCUUUUGACUUUAAAAGAUAAUCGGCUCGUGGAACAGAGUCGUUUCCUGUUGGACCCCAAAGCAGAUGCUUCACAGCCAACUUCUUUUCUUGGUUACAAAUGGAAUAUUCCAGUUCACUGGUCUCAAGGGAACAGCAAUAGUGUUACAUUCUACAAUAUGUCGGAGAAGGAAGGAAUCAUUUUGAACCCUAAUAGUCCUAGUGGAAAUGAUUUUCUGAAAAUAAACCCAGAUCACAUUGGAUUUUAUCGUGUAAAUUAUGAAGAGGAAACUUGGGAAACAAUAGCUGAACGGCUUCUCAGCAACCACUUGGUAUUUUCUUCUGGUGAUCGGGCAAGUUUUUUUGAUGAUGCCUUUUCUCUGUCAAGGGCCAAUCUUCUGAAUUACAGUGUUUCUCUGAACCUGACCUUGUAUCUCAAAAAUGAAAGGGACUACUUACCAUGGCAGAGUAUUAUUUCGGCACUAUCUUAUAUGACCAGCAUGCUUGAGGAUGAUGCAGAAUUGUAUCCUCUGUUGAAGGAAUACCUUCGCAGUCGGGUAAAGCCCUUGGCAGAUUCUCUGAGUUGGAAAGAUGAAGGAGAGCACCUUGAAAAGUUACUUCGAGCCUCAGUCCUAGGGCUAGCAUGCAAGAUGGGAGAUACAGAUGCACUGAAUAAUGCUUCUAAAUUAUUUAAGGAGUGGCAAAACGGAACUAGUCAACCUGUGAAUCUCCGACUUCUGGUGUACCGAUAUGGAAUGCAGUACUCAGGUGAUGAAGCUGCAUGGACAUACACACUGUCACAGUAUGAGCAGACCACUCUAGCUCAAGAAAAAGAAAAAUUACUUUAUGGAUUAGCAUCUGUGAACAAUAUUACUCUUUUAUCAAGGUAUCUGGAACUUCUCAAGGACACCAACGUCAUUAAAUCCCAGGAUGUGUUUACUGUUAUCCGAUAUAUUUCAUACAAUAGCUAUGGCAAGAGCAUGGCCUGGGACUGGAUACGAUUCAACUGGGAAUAUCUAGUCAACAGAUUCACUCUUAAUGACCGAUACCUUGGCCGAAUUGUGACAAUAGCAGAGCCGUUCAACACUGAGUUACAGCUCUGGCAGAUGGAGUACUUUUUUAACCAAUACCCUGAAGCUGGAGCAGGAGCAACUCCUCGACAGAAAGUUCUGGAAUCAGUGAGGAAUAACAUCGAAUGGUUGAAAGUUCAUAGAGAGGACAUCAGAGAGUGGCUGCUUUAUGCUAACUCUAGAAACAACUAAGGAAUUUAAAAUACAUUUUAAUUUUAUGAAUUCAUUGUUCCUUCCAUUAAGCACUUAGGAGACUGAUUUCAAAAACACUAUGCAUAUAGACUAAAAGCAAAAAUACUGCUGCUUGCUAGAAGUUUGUGCAUGUGUGUCUUUGGGCCUUAUUUUUCAAAGCUUUAAAAAAAAUCUCCCUUUGUUUAUGAAGGAAGAUACUAGCAGAGUAUUGAAUAAACUCAGGGAUUCCUUCCGAGCGUACUUUAUAAGAGAUCCUUACACACUGAAGAGAAUUUAAUAGUCAUUUAAUGUCUUUAAGGAUCAUUCUUUACAUCUUAAACCUGUGGGGGAAAGGGAACAUUUUAGUCUUAGCUUUUACAUUCUUAGGACCAAAGAAACACCACUUAAUCUUCUCUCCUGAUUGAUUUUUAAAGUUUAAAUACCAGCACUUGAGGGACCAAUAUCACCAUCUUAAUCUUUAUUUUAUUAUUCAGAAUCCUACAGACCUAAUUUCAUUUUAUUCACAUUUGUCUUACUACUUUAAAUCCUGUCAAAGUAACUAGAGCUUAAGUCAGACUCAAUGAGUGCAUGAAUUAGCCAGAGCAGGAAGGCAACAGUUACCUUCACUUUUCACAAAAUCAACAAGAGAACUCUA
Dromiciops gliroides (monito del monte) is the source of this 3533-nucleotide messenger RNA. It is a transcript of the gene ENPEP, whose product is annotated as glutamyl aminopeptidase. Gene Ontology annotation, biological process: proteolysis; peptide catabolic process. The coding region runs from base 44 to 2899 and encodes 951 amino acids. Gene Ontology annotation, molecular function: zinc ion binding; peptide binding; metalloaminopeptidase activity. NCBI's taxonomy places the organism in Eukaryota, Metazoa, Chordata, Mammalia, Microbiotheria, Microbiotheriidae. The transcript is spliced from 20 exons. The record is from RefSeq and is a predicted model, not a curated record. Gene Ontology annotation, cellular component: cytoplasm.